This is a messenger RNA of Ruditapes philippinarum (Manila clam), 792 nucleotides long. Its product is annotated as RING finger protein 32-like. Lineage: Eukaryota; Metazoa; Mollusca; Bivalvia; Venerida; Veneridae. The transcript is spliced from 8 exons. The annotation marks the transcript as partial. The record is from RefSeq and is a predicted model, not a curated record.
AUGUCCGGAAACACUGCAUUAACAGCAGUAGCUCUUCAAGACCACCUGGUGAAGUCUCUGGGACUUAAUGAUCUCAUUGGUCCAAGACAUAUUGGAGUUGGUCCUGCAGCAAAAGCAAAACAAAAAAAUAAACCUCCAGUAAAAAAGAAAGAAGAGAAAGAAAGGGAAUAUGUUUAAGAUCCAAAUCCACCUCCUCUUACACUUGCUCAGAAGUUUGGUUUAGUAGAUGCCCCUGAACAACCUCUCACUGAGACAGACUGGAAGAAAGUUAAAGAAAAAUCUAACAGGAGAGAUGAUUCUAAAAUGCCAUGGGUUAUAUGUAAGGAGGACUUCUGCACACAAGAACAGGUGCUUCUGUCCUGUACUCAUGUCUUUCACAGGACCUGUUUGCAAGCUUUUGAGAGGUUCACUGGAAAGAAGACGUGUCCGAUGUGUCGUAGAGAACAGUAUCAAACAAGAGUUAUACAUGAAGGAUCAAGAUAUCACAGAAAUAAAUGUGCUACAAAAGAACUUAUACAUGGUUUUUGGAGGGGUUAUGUGGUUCGAUGUAUGUACCUUAAAUUGAGGGAAUUUAAUCCACCAAAAGAUCCCAAAUUGAGGCAGAAAUUCUAUGAAGAGAAGCUUCACAAGAUCACAGACAGAAUGGUGAGGUCCUGUGACUUUGAUGUUCACAGUUUCCUGAGAGAAAUGGAUCAGAGUUUAGAAGCUAGUCGUAAUGUUUUCAGAGAUUUUGAUGCAAGAUUCCAGCAGAUUUCUGAGGAGGACUGGGACUGGGAAGCUAUUCAACUUAAG